Messenger RNA from Abrus precatorius (Indian licorice), 3565 nucleotides. RefSeq names its product disease resistance protein RPM1-like. Gene Ontology annotation, biological process: defense response to other organism. Bases 765 to 3371 code for a protein of 868 amino acids. Lineage: Eukaryota; Viridiplantae; Streptophyta; Magnoliopsida; Fabales; Fabaceae. Gene Ontology annotation, molecular function: ADP binding. The record is from RefSeq and is a predicted model, not a curated record. The transcript is spliced from 2 exons.
ACACACACAGUUUCUAUGCAAAACAAGUUGUUUUUUGGGAGAAUAGAAUCUCAGGCACUUUGAGCUCUAACACCUGGUUUUCCUCUCCCUAUUCACAAGUUCAAUUUCUCCAUUCUAUAAUUUACUUUGCCUUCUUUGUUUAAUCUUAUAUUUUUAUUAAGAUUGGUUUCAAUUUUGUUUAUGUCUGGAAAUUUAACCAUUAUUGAUACUUCAAACUUUUCUAUUUUGAUUUAUAUCAGAAUAAGUAAUGUUCCUAUGAGUCAUUUGUGACUCUGACUUAAGUACUCUGUAUUUAUUGUAAUUUUCUGAUUUAUCUGAGUUUCACUUUGCCACAAGUAGCCGAGUAAUUUCAAUAUUUUAGUUUCUAUUAUUUAGUGUGUUUGGAGCUGAGUUAGUUGAAGUGGAUAUUUUGUGUGAUGCUUAAUGAGCCAAAGAUUAAGAUCAGAUUUUUGAAACUACUAUUUUGCUCUACUUGAAGAACUAUACAGAUGAGAAAUUAUUGAUUGUAAAAUGAUUUAUGAUUUGGGAAAUUCUACUGGCUGUUACAGUGUUAAAACUUUGAAGUGUUAAUCUCAACGCUUGUUUUACCAACUUAAUGUUUAUCCUGCAGAGGUUUUGUAUACAAAAUUGAAGAAGAUUUUAAGAGUAUCUACUAUGACUGAUUUUAUAUUUGAUUUUUAAGGUGUGUGCCUAUAUAUCCAUGACGGUUGCAAAUCUAUCAGCAAGCUUAGUUUUGUAUCUUUGUUACAGGUUUAUCUCAUCAAAUGGCAGAAAUUGCGGUGAACCUUGUGAUUGACAAGUUGAUCCCUUUACUUAGAGAUGAAGUUAACCUUCAGAGAGGAGUGCCAAACAAACUUGAGUCAGCGAAAGACCAGUUGCAAAUGAUUCGUGCUUACUUAAAGGAUGCAGAUGCCAAGGCAGAAAUGGGAAAAACCAACCACUCCGUGAAAGAGUGGAUCAUGCAAAUGAGACAAGUUUCAUAUCGUAUAGAAGAUGUGAUUGAUGAGUACUUGUUGCAAUUGCACAAUAAGCUGCAAGACACUUGUGGGGUUGCUAGUGUCAUAUGUAAAAUUUGUGACUUGCUCAAAUCAGUCAUGUCCCGCCAUAAGAUUGCAUCACAGAUUGAUGAGAUCAGAGACUCAAUAGAAAGACUCAGCAGAGAAAAGGAAACUUAUGGGUUCAAUCCAUCUGCUUUGGAACCAAGGAGUGAUAUUGCCACGGUGCAUUAUCUUCGACAGGGUGCCCUUUUCAUUGAGGAUGAUCAGCUUGUGGGGAUUGACCAUAUCAAGCAAGUACUAUCCAGUUGGCUGUCAGAACAAGAUAGUCGCACUGUGAUCUCAGUGGUAGGCGAAGGUGGUCAUGGUAAAACAACGGUUGUGAACAAGGUAUUUAAUCAAAAGAAUAAGGAAGCAUCUUUUAAUUGUUAUGCUUGGAUCACUGUAUCCCGUUUGCUCAAGGGAGAGAAUCUAUUGAAGGAUUUGCUAAAGAGACUUUAUGAGGAGGCUGGCGACAAAGGAUCAGUCAAAGAAAUUAGUGAAAUGGACAGAAACGCUCUGGUAAUAAAACUCAGAGAAUACUUACAAGGAAAGAGCUAUUUGAUUGUUUUUGAUGACGUAUGGGAAGAAAGCUUUUGGGGAGACGUAGAACAUGCAUUACCAAGAGACAAGGGUAUGAUAAUCAUCACGACAAGAGAUAGGAGAGUUGCUGAGUUUUGUGGAGGUCAUGGACCAAUUCACAUCUAUGACAUGCAACCACUAAACCAUGGUGAUGCUUGGAACCUUUUUUGUGUGAAGGCUUUUCGAGAAGGUUGUCCCAAAGAUUUGAAAGGAUUGUCAGAAGAGUUUGUUAAGAAGUGCAAUGGAGUGCCACUUGCAAUUGUGGCUAUUGCUAGUCUCCUCUCAACCAAAAACAAAAAUGUCUUAGAAUGGAAAAGGGUAUAUGAUAGCCUACGCUCAAAACUUUCAAGUGAUCCCCAUCUUAGCAGCGUCCAUCAGGUUCUGUCUGAAAGUUACCAAGAUCUUAGUUACCACCUCAAGUCAUGCCUCUUAUACUUUGGCCUUUUUCCCGAGGAUUACUCGAUCAACUGUGUGAGGCUCAUUAAUUUGUGGAUAGCAGAGGGUUUUGUAGAGAACAAAGAGAAUGAUGGUCAAAUACUUGAGGAAAUAGCAGAAGAAUACUUGAAUGAGCUUAUUGCUAGGAGCUUGGUUAAAGUGGUUAAAGCGUCCUCCUAUGGCCGAGUUAGCCGUUGUAGGGUCCAUGAUUUGAUGCACGAUUUUAUUCUCAGAAAGUGUGAGGAGCUGAACUUUUGUCAAAUGAAGGAAAAUAAAAGACUCGAGUUGCAUGAGUGGACUCGGCGCUUGUCAAUUGACGAAUGUGUUGAGGAUGAUCCUGUGAAGAAAAGUGUUGCAAACUAUGGGCUAAUACGGUCUUGUUUUCUUUUUCGGAUUGAUCGAGACACACCAAAUUCCGAGUUUGAGUCAUUGUUCUCAAGAUUUAAGCUCUUGGCAAGAUUAGACUGUGAACGUGCACCUCUUGGUUAUCUUCCAAAAGCAGUUGGAGACUUAUUUCAUUUGAAAUAUUUGAGUUUAAGGAAUACUGGUAUCCGCACGAUUCCCAAGUUCAUUGGUAAGUUGCAGAAUCUUGAGACCCUGGACUUAAAAUUUACUCGGGUGCGUGAAUUGCCACGUGAGAUUAACAGACUUGUUAAGUUGCGUCAUCUUUUGGCAUAUACCUUCAGUGUCGGUGUGAAAUUGAAGGUAGGAAUUGGACAUUUAAGUUCACUGCAGAAGUUAAGAAAGGUUAAUGCACGUGAUAAUGGGGAUGUGAUUAUGAAAGAACUGAAGAAUCUGAAGCAGAUAAGGGAUUUGGGAAUUGUUAAUAUAAAUAGAAAAGAUGGGACAUUAUUAUGCAAUGCUAUAGAGUGCAUGGCUUAUUUGAGGUCAUUAUCAAUUAAAGCAGCUGAAGAAGAAGUUAUUGAGUUGGAGUCAUUAAGUGUUUGUCCUGAGAGUCUCCAACGCCUUUACUUAGAUGGGCGUUUGGAAAAGUUGCCACAUUGGGUUCCCAAACUUAAUAGUCUUGUGAAGCUGCGCUUGUAUGAAUCACACUUAACAGAAGAUCCAUUGCCUCUUAUCAAAGACUUGUCAGCACUGGUAGAGCUCCAACUUCGUGAAUCGUAUGAAGGUAAGGAGCUGUGUUUCAAAGAGGGAUGGUUUAUGAAUCUGAAGGUUUUGAGAGUUUAUCUUUCCACUUUGGUAACAUUAAAAAUAGAAGGAGGAGCAAUGCCUUACCUUCAAUUGUUGGGAUUAUCUGAACACCCUGAAAUGGUGCAGGUGCCAACUCAUGUUAGACAAGUUAUCAAAAGGAUGAUUUAGAACAUUGAGGAGGCAUUGGACGAGAUAAGUUUAGAAUUUUAACUUAUCUUGAUAACUUGCAUAACAACUCAUUUUCAUGAUUUGUUAUGUAAUUUGAUGUAGCUAUAUGUCCAUAGUAUAUUAUAUACUUUUAAUUGCUGUUAAAAGUGAAUAUUUUUUGUUAUGUAAGAAUUUGGUUGACCCAAUUUCAUCUU